Molecule: messenger RNA, 1954 nt
Organism: Megalopta genalis
Lineage: Eukaryota; Metazoa; Arthropoda; Insecta; Hymenoptera; Halictidae
Gene: Arv1
Product: ACAT-related protein required for viability 1
Biological process (GO): sphingolipid metabolic process; intracellular sterol transport; sterol metabolic process
Cellular component (GO): cortical endoplasmic reticulum; Golgi apparatus
Source: RefSeq, a predicted model, not a curated record
UAGAGCAUAGAUAAUUGCAGAUGAGAAGUAUCUACUACAUGUGCCAUAUGUGUUACAAGAAACCGGUCUUGUUUCGAUGAACGUGAAAUUUAUUGUUGAACUCAUAGUAUUGGUUUUGAUUGAAUAAUAGAAUACACAUGAACAACUAAGUGACGUUUGACUAUUUACAUUAUAGACAUCUACAGUGUGUUUGCAGUGUCAAUCCAGAAAAAUAUCAAGCAUUAUAAAUGUACCACUGUGUAAAUUGUGGUGCUAAAAUUGAAGAACUUUAUAGGACUUACUGCCCGAAUGUAUUGAAACUAUUGGAAUGCGAUAGGUGUCGUCACUUGGCUGACAAAUAUAUCGAGUAUGAUCCUGCGAUAAUUCUAGUCGAUCUAAUACUACUAGAUAAACGGGCGUACAGACACCUCCUCUACAACUGUGAUUUGAAGUAUUGUUGGAAACUGGUCAUAAUUAUUUGGCUCAUCGAAUCAUUCCGGAAUCUUUCUUUAUGCAACUACAGCGAGUCGAACACUAAAGUUUUGAAAGCAUUUCAGCCUGCUUUCGACGAACAUUGCAACUUUUAUUUAGUGUUACUUCGGACUGCUAUCUCGUUUGCUGCUUUUUUUAUUGUCGUUGUUUUUCUUACGAGAAUUAAGAAGUUUUUCUACCAAACGAGAACUGAUAAGGACAACAUGACGCACUUGUGGAAAGCUUUAGUAAUAGGUGGAUCUUGCAAAUUAUUAGGAUUGUUGGAAAUCACGUGGGGUCACAUAUUUUUGGCACCUCAUUAUCUUCUUAUUCUGGGAUAUACCUUGCUGUGCUUGCUUACUGCUUACUCAGAUCUUCCUUAAUUCUACGCUGGUGAGUCCUCACCAAAAGCACCUGGCUUAGGCAGAUUCCCGACACUACCCUCUCGUGCCUCAACCGUACCGUUCUCCCUGACGACAUACCCUAAAAGCACCUAGGAUAACCACGCUGGUAAGUCCCUACCACAAGGACCUGGCCUUGGGAGGUUCCCGGUACGAUCCUUCCGCUCAGCCCGAUGUAGUGACGCUUCCGACCUCUUACCUUAGAGGUACCUCCGGUAUAACCCGGUCAGCUCGCCACUGCCAGAAGCAAAUGGGUAGAAGAACGCCAGUACGUGUCAAUCCUGGAUCAAAGGCGGCAGCCUUGAAUCGGCCACGCGGACUGUGUUGGCAACACCGCUCACUCGCUUACGUCUAUCAACUCCAGUGAUAGACUGGAGGAGCGAUGAAGGCACUGCUCACCUCCACCCGGGUAACUCGCUCGUGCCUCGAGAUUUGGAGCCUCUACAGAACUAGAAGAAGAAGACAGGGAUCCAGAUUUCGAUCACGGAAAUAGGGGAGGGUAACCCAUACGGCCGGGCGGAUCUCGCGGACUGAAUCACGACGCGAAGAUAGGCUCUAAAUUAGAUUUUUAAUUGAGGCAGAUGUGCUAUAUAUAAAAUCGCACAGCCAUGCGUCUGCAUCCGAGGGUCCGCUCUCUUUACAAAGUUAGCGGAGGAUGGUCGUUCGCGGCGCGCAGUUGUCGUAAUUCUGGCUCCAUGGUAACGGUACAGUAGAUUCGUACCAAUUUCGUAGUCAAUAUGAAAGUCACUACGAAACACGGGUGCCCAGCGCUGUUACAAUUUGACUGUCGUGUGAGUCCGCCUACGAUAUACGGUGUGCACGAGAGCACGGCGGCGGUCAACGGAAAGUCGGCCCUGAAACGCCGCGGAUUUUUGCAAAAUGGCGAAAGUCGGAACAAAACAACGAUUGACAUCAUCGACGUACGUUGACCCGACCGUCACACGCUCGCCUCGGCUGACAAGUUAACGCGGCAUUUUUUAUGCCAAGUCAACGGCCGGCCUUCGACACCUGACGAUGCUUCCCUUCGAACAUAGGCCAGGUGUCUGUACAGGGUGUCCCAAAAAUGUCUCGCAAUACGGAAAUAUGGGAUAGCUGAGGUCAUU